ACUAGCACCCUGCGUUACAGUGUUGUUGGAUAUGGCCCCAUGUUGUCCCAUUCAUUCAAUCAACUGAAAGCUAAUCACUGAGUCUGAGUGACAAGUUCCCCCUAACACGAGUGAAUCUCGAAAAUGUCAACAUUAUCAAGAGGAUAAACGAUUGUUGAUUGGAUGACAUCUGUCGUAGUUCUGGAAUGCCAACUGUAUCAAAGCGUUGCAGGAUAUCUUCAUUGUUAUUUAACUGGCACAGCAACGAAUGCUCCAUCAAAACGAAAAAGGCUCUAAGAGCCUUUCCACGGUGACAUUGAGUAAUUACAAUGUCCAAUGUGCAAUUAAGCAGUACGGCGCUGCAUCAUACUGUAAGUGCAAGAGGCCAAAACCAAGUGAGCGCCUUUUACACACCUCUCACUUCGUUCGCUGAAAUGUGGUAUCAAAUCUUCUUAUGGGCAUUAUUCUCAUCGAUAUUUGUCCACACAAUUGCGGCCGCAAUUUGUUUCGCGACAUUACGAAAACACAAAUAUGGAAAAUUCUUCCCAUUACUAAUUCUAAUAAUGGGAUUUCUACUGCCACUUACGUCCGGCGUACUAAACUCAGCAACAGUUGCAUUUGUCUAUCGUGCAUCAAGUUAUCAAAUGCCACCCCUGUACGCACUAUUCUGGGGAAUCGGACAAACGGUUCUGGCAGGUUGCAUUGGCUUCACGAGGAUAUUAGCCACUCUAUAGAUCUCGCAACAGUUCUGGUGAAACCAGGAGAAAAAAAUAAAAACGUGAAUGAUAUGGAACUGCUGCACGUAUUUGAAUAAACAAAAACACUACCUCCACCGUGCAUUCUUUCAUGGCAUUAAUAAUUAAUCACUCGAAUUGUAAAUCUAGGGUAACAUCGAUUAUCAGUUCCUCAUCUAAUUUGCAAAUAGGGAGAUUCCUUUGAUUAAUGAAACACGAUGGUUGUCGGUUGAUGCGAUAUCACAGGAUCCAUCAAAAAUCAUUCCUUAACUCACUGACGUCUUUCUUGUGAUUUGUGACUGUGACCAGUGACGACGUACAUCACUUCAUUUUUAUAUUCACGGUUCAAUCUUUUUUUUGUUAUGUUGUUUCGGUUGUUUUCGCAGCAAUUCAAUUUUAUGCCAUUUUCGUAUCACGUUACAUGCCGUCUUUCUGUUCAGUAAUUUUUAUCAAAAUUUUAGAGAGAAGAUGGAGUCUUCUACUUUCAUUCACGUGUAAACAUUAAAUAUUGAAAGCUCAAAUGACUGCAGUACUUUGAAUUCCAUUCAAAAUCAUUAUUUGAGACUAGCUUUAUUCACGUAAUGUUUAAUUUUUAACUACAAAAAUGGAUUAGUUAGUUUUUUUUCUACAAUAAUUUCCGUGGACUGUUUUAAUUGACGCUCCGACUCUUUUGUUCAGAUUUUUUUCCAUUCAAUUCCAUUCAACAUCAUUAUUUGAUGCUAGCUUGAUUCAUGUAAAGUUCAUACAAUUUCCGUCUAGCUACAGACGAAAAAAACUUAAAUAAAAAAAAAUAUAUAUUUUUUUCGUUCUAUAAAUCGUCAAUUUUCGCACAAAGUUGUUCCGAAAUAAAGUAGCGAGAUACUUGGAUGAUUCAUAGGAUCACACAUGAUGUUGGUAAACGAAGGACAAAAAAAACAUCAGUAUAUUGAGUCCGUACAAUUGUACCAUCCUUUUUACCUCAUAUUUGAGUCCAAACACAAUAUUCGUAAAAAAGUUAAUGUUAAGCAAUAGUCUGUUCUGUAUAUAAACUCAAUAUACGUUUUCCGAUAGAGUAAUGGGCGGAAGCUAAUAUAUAUAAUCACCGAUGAUUUAAUUAUCACGUUAUAUUUAUGUAUAUUAUACAAAAUUAAUCAUGCGUAAUUAAUUUUUAAACGAAAAACAACGUAAUGAAAGUGACUAAGGAGGUCAGUAUGGGAAAUUGUUCUCUGCUGGAGAAAUAAAAUCGUGUCUGAAAGGGGAA
Messenger RNA from Diachasma alloeum, 1953 nucleotides. Its product is annotated as transmembrane protein 170B. The record is from RefSeq and is a predicted model, not a curated record. NCBI's taxonomy places the organism in Eukaryota, Metazoa, Arthropoda, Insecta, Hymenoptera, Braconidae. The transcript has 4 exons. Bases 309 to 713 code for a protein of 134 amino acids.